Molecule: messenger RNA, 1841 nt
Organism: Sinocyclocheilus grahami
Lineage: Eukaryota; Metazoa; Chordata; Actinopteri; Cypriniformes; Cyprinidae
Gene: anapc10
Product: anaphase promoting complex subunit 10
Exons: 5
Coding region: 1138-1695 (185 amino acids)
Biological process (GO): protein K11-linked ubiquitination; anaphase-promoting complex-dependent catabolic process
Cellular component (GO): anaphase-promoting complex
Source: RefSeq, a predicted model, not a curated record
UUUAACAUUCGAAUGUCGUUUUCCAGCCAUUCUGACAGCCCUAGAAGACAGACACGGUCUCAUGCAAACGAUCAGAUAUCAUGGAAACCAGCUGGUAUCUGAACAAGUCUGGAGAGCAAAACCACCUCAAAAUCUGGUCUGGUCAGAUGGUUUUCAGAGUCAGAGUCAGCUCAGCAUCAGGAUGAAUGAGGGUUGCUGAGCUGCCAUAUUUGACAGUGCAGCACUGGCAUCACGUGACAGCUUGCUUAAACCCCGCACUGCAUCCCACUGAACGCCUGUAUUAGUCAUGUAUCAGAUGCUUUCUAACAGCGUGGCUCAUCGUGGACUUAUUACAGUCCUGCUGGAGUAACCUGAGGUUUACAGUCUUGAUUAACAACCGUUAAAUGAGACUCGAACCUGCUACCUCUCAAUGACCAGACCACACUAAUAACCAAUAAACCAACGGAAUCAAGACCACUCCCAAACAGACAGCCCUUGCUUUAGAUUAUCGACGAAAAUAACAUUCAGAGCUCCGUUUAAACAUCGUUUUAAAUAGAAAGAGUGGAUCGCAUCGAGCACGUGGAGCCCUGAGCGCGAGCCAUGACGCAGGAGUUUACCUCAGAGAGUUUCCCGCGUUAUUUCACCCCAAAACCGACGCGUUAUUUCACGCGAUCUGUCUAAAUCAUCUGCUCGGUUAUCACACACUUCGUUUAGAACGACGUUAGUUUGAGAUUUGCGGAAAGCGUGGGUAUUUUUCUGGAAACAGACAAGGCCUCGCGCAUUGCGCGACGCACGUCUAGUCAAAAUACCUAUCUGCAUCUGUUUAAUCAUUAUAAAAUGACAAUAACACACUGCUUACCUCUCGCUGAUGCGAACAGCGCAGUAUAACGCGUUAAUAAGCGUAGAAAGUCUUCUUUCUGUGCGAACAGACGAACAGCGCGUGUCGCUCCGGUGCGCACCGGUAGCAAAGAUGGCGCCAGUGACGCAAAAGGGACGCGACGCGACCGCUGACGUACUCAGAGCGCGCCGAUGCGAACAGAAUCCGAGUGUUUAUGAUUAUGUUUGAUCAUUUUUAAGGAAAUGUCGCUACAUUAAGGUUAGUUUUGGAAACGGAAGAAGGAAGGCACUGUUGUGCGAUUGUUUUUCUGGGACGUAACCAUGGCGACCGCCACUAAAACCCCCCCAGGUGCAGAUCCCAAGCAGCUGGAGCGCACGGGUACCGUCCGAGAGAUCGGAUCUCAAGCCGUGUGGUCUCUGUCCUCGUGCAAGCCAGGGUUUGGAGUCGACCAGUUGAGAGAUGAUAAUCUGGAGACGUACUGGCAGUCUGAUGGCUCUCAGCCACAUCUAGUGAACAUUCAGUUCAGGAGAAAAACCACUGUGAAAAUGCUGUGUAUUUAUGCCGAUUAUAAAUCGGAUGAGAGCUACACUCCCAGCAAGAUCUCGGUCAGAGUGGGAAACAACUUCCACAACUUGCAGGAGAUUCGGCAGUUGGAGAUGGUGGAGCCGAGCGGUUGGAUUCACAUCCCUCUGUUGGAUCUGGUGAACAAUCCCAUCAGGACCUUCAUGAUCCAGAUCGCCGUGUUGGCCAACCACCAGAACGGACGGGACACGCACAUGCGGCAGAUCAAAGUCUACACGCCCGUGGAGGAGAGCUCCAUCGGCAAAUUCCCACGAUGCACCACUGUAGACUUCAUGAUGUACCGCACCAUCAGAUGACCCGAGCCUCUGCUCGAAUGGACGGACUGAGGUGCAGACUCUGCCUUCUCAUAAGACUCUGUUCUAGAAUUAAAUGGUUUCAGAUGGUUUAAAAUGUGUUUUGGAAAUUGAACAGUUCAAAGUUAAUUUUAUGUAAAUGCAAAUCU